AUGUCCAAACCAAAACCCCGGGCAUCUGCUCCCCCGCGAAUGGCCAGCAACACCCAGGAGCCGAAGGCCAAGUUCUAUGAUGGACCGACCGUUUCUGCCGCAGAGAAGGCGAAAGCGCGGAGGAAGCCUCCCCCUUCGACCCCUUCGGCCCAGCAGGACGCUUACAAGCCGCCUGCCGCUGUGCCCUCUAUUACCACCAAGCGGACAACGAACACCCCCGAGAGUCAGCUCCAGGUUGUAAAGGUCAAGCGCAAGAAGCGCUCCGGCUGGACGCUGUGCGGGGUGAUCACUCUCUUGCCGCUCCUCAUCAUCGCCUCGCUCUUCUCGACUGUCUUAUGCCCUCCCCCGUCGGCCAUGCCUUCCACUUUCUCUUCAAUGGCCCUCGGCGCUCUUGGUCUGAGGGUCAAGCCCGCCGAGUCGAGCCUCCACAGGACGCUCUGCUACCCGGCAAAUGUUUAUCAUGACGAGGUUCUCGUCCCCUACAUCUACCCCGCCAUAGAGGAUGCCAAGGUCCAGGUGGCCUCGAUACCGUUUUACCAGCACACAGUCGAGCCGACAUACAAGAAGGCCAAGGGUCACGCGCUCAAGAUCUGGAAUGGCCCGGUGAAGCCGGUUGUUGACCGCACGUUCCGUGGUGCUCGAAUUGUUCACCGCACGUACAUUGCGCCGCACGUCCCAUAUGUCAAGGCCAAGUUCACCGAGGCGACUGCUCCACUCCGAAUGCGCCUCUGUGCCCUUUACAAGAUCCACGUCGCGCCCCAUGUCAAGGUUGCCAAGAUGCGCGCCUGCGCAGCGAUCAAGAGCUCCAAGGCUACGUUCAACCAGGUUGCCGGGCACCCGACGACCAAGCAGGCUGGCAAACAGGCGCACAACGCCUUCCUCUUCAGCCAGAAGCAGGGUACUCGUGCGUACGCGUACUCGAGACCGCACGCGAUCUGGGCGUACAGCGAGGGCAAGCGCCACACCCGCGACACCGUGAUCCCCCGCACCAUCCAGGGCCUUAACUACGCCGGCAAGCAAGUCUGCAACACCUGGGCUCUUAUCAAAGCCGAGUGCGCCAAGCUCUACGCAAAGCACCUGGCCGUGCACUGUGAUCCCUACCUCGCCAAGGCCAACGAGGCUCUCGCUCCAGUGUGUGACAAUCUCAACAAGCAGAUCUACGUCCCAUACAUCCAGCCCCUCGUACACUCGGUCCUCGGGCCCCAGGCGAAGCAACGUAGCUUUUGGUCGUUCGUCGCCGAGUUUGUUCCGGCUGCGGGCUCGACUGUUGGGCAGCGCGGCGGCCAGACCGUCUCUGAGGCUAAGAAGGCUGCACAGGACGUGAAGAAGGCGGCUGCCGACGUCGAGAAGAAGGCUGCCGAGGCCAAGCGCACCGCUGAGGAGAAGGCUGCUGCCGCGAGGAAGGCUGCUGAGGAUAAGGCGGCUGCUGCCAAGCAGGCGGCCGAAGACAAGGCUGCCGCUGCCAAGAAGGCCGCUGAGGACAAGGCCGCCGACGUCAAGCGUGUUGCCGAGGAGAAGGCGGCUGCCGCGAAGAAGGCUGCCAAGGACAAGGCCGCAGCCGCCGAGAAGGCUGCCGAGGAGAAGGAGGCGGCGCUCAAGAAGAAGGCUGAGGAGGCUGCGGCCGAAGCUGCUGCGAUCGAGGCUGAAAUUACCGCCAACGCCAGGGCCGCUUUCAAGAAGGCCGAGGCGUCGCGUGCCGCUGCCUCCAACCCUGAUGACCUCACGCGUCAGGCCUUUGUCGCCGCCACGGACGACGUUACCGCUGCUGGGACUGCUACUGUAGCAACCACCUCGCUCAGCGGCACUGUCAGCGGCACUGCUACUGCCUCCGCGGCUUGCGACUCGGCGACCGGCGCCGAGGCUGCCAGGGACCAUGUCGCCGAGGCUCGCGCCGAGAUCCAGCAGCUCAAGAAGAGGGUCGACUUCCAGGGCAAGGCUUUGCACGCCAAGGUCCAGACUGAGACCGUCAAACAGGCCAAACACUUCCUUGACCUCCUUGCGGACAUGAAGCUGAUCGGAGACGACAACCUCGAGCGCGAGAUUGGCCGCAUGAUGGGUGGCCUCGACCGUCUCUACUCGAACUCGCGCAGUCUCACGCGCCAUCAGGUGGAGGAGAGCCAGCGCAUGUCGGACACAAAGGUCCUCAAGGUCCUUGAGCAGGUCACCAACGGCGUCAAGACCAAGAAGAACCACAUCUACGAGAAGACCCAGCCUGCCGUCGAGAAUGCUCAGGCCGAGAUUGAACGUGUUCUUGGUGACGACUACUCCGCCCUCGGCAAGCGCAUGGGCUUGAUCGAGGGCAUCACUCCCAGAGACUGGACGGCGUACAAGGCACUCAAGAAGGAUGUGGCGGUUUGGAAGGUCAAGCUCGCUGAGGCACCUGAGAAGAACCACUCCAAGCAGCUCAAGGACGCCAUCCAGAAGGCCCAGUCGGGCGCUGCCGAGCUCCUCACCGACUUCACCGACCUGUACGCUGGCUGGAAGAUGCGCCAGGAGUCCCUCCGCAAGCAGGCUCUAGAUGGCAUCGCCGCCCGCGAGGCUCUUGAAGCUGAGUCGAAGGAGGUGAAGCGUGCCACUCAGGCCACCAUUGUCGCGCCCAAAAAGCCCGUGGAAUACAAGAAGGCUGGGGCCAAGGGUUCGAUCCUCGAUAUCAAGGAGAAGUCGGUUGACAAGGAGGCCGAGGAGGCCAAGGGCUCGAUCCUCGAUAUCAAGGACAAGUCGGUCGACAAGGAGGCCGAGGAGGCCAAGGGCAAGUCGACCAAGGACGAACUGUAG
This is a messenger RNA of Cutaneotrichosporon cavernicola, 2775 nucleotides long. RefSeq lists its product as uncharacterized. Bases 1 to 2775 code for a protein of 924 amino acids. Lineage: Eukaryota; Fungi; Basidiomycota; Tremellomycetes; Trichosporonales; Trichosporonaceae. The transcript is spliced from 4 exons. The record is from RefSeq and is a predicted model, not a curated record.